GAACUCGAUUUUACUGUUUUAUUAUAUUUCAUUUAAAUUUGAUGUGUGUGCUUUCCUGUGUGUGUGCUCUGCAGAGUGAUCUGUCCCUCACCAGACUACCCAUUCUAUAAGAUGUCCCAGUCCACUGUUGCUGAAGAAGGAGGCACCUUCGAGCACCUGUGGGGCUCCCUGGAGCCAGACAGCACCUACUUUGAGCUCCCCCCAGGCAGCCAGUCAGGAGAGCGUCCACUGCCUUCUACCAGCACUCCGGGGAGCCACUGCAGCGCUGCUGAGGUCUCCAUGGACAUCUACCAAAUGAGGGACAUGAAUGACAACGUGAUGUCCCAAUACAACAUGCUGAGCAGCAGCAUGGAGAGCAUGGGGAGCCGUGCAACGUCCGCCAGCCCCUACAGCUCCGAGAACGCCUCCUCGUCCACCGUGCCCACUCCCUCACCCUACUCACAGCCCAACUCCACCUUUGAGGGCCUGUCCCCUGCCCCGACCAUCCCCUCCAACACCGACUACCCCGGACUGCACAACUUCCAGGUGUCCUUCCAGCAGUCUAGCACCGCCAAGUCUGCCACAUGGACCUACUCUCCCCUGCUGAAGAAGCUCUACUGUCAGAUCGCCAAGACCUGUCCGAUCCAAAUCAAGCUGGCCGCCUCUCCUCCUCAUGGCAGCAUCCUCAGAGCCAUGCCCGUCUACAAGAAGGCAGAGCACGUCACAGAAGUUGUCAAACGCUGCCCCAACCACGAACUAGGACGAGACUUCAAUGAUGGUCAAGCUGCCCCGGCCAGUCACCUUAUCCGAGUGGAGGGGAAUAACCUCUCUCAGUAUGUGGAUGAUCCUGUCACUGGCAGGCAGAGUGUCUUCUUGCCGUAUGAAUCUCCACAGGUGGGGACUGAGUUCACAACCAUCCUCUACAACUUCAUGUGCAACAGCAGCUGUGUGGGCGGCAUGAACAGGAGACCCAUCCUCAUCAUCAUCACUUUGGAGUCCAGGGAUGGUCAAGUGUUGGGCAGAAGGUCGUUUGAAGGACGGAUAUGUGCAUGUCCCGGCCGAGACCGCAAAGCAGACGAGGAUCACUUCAGGGAACAACAGGCCCUGAAUGACAGUGUGGCCAAAAAUGGCUGUCCCAACAAGCGCAACUUCAAACAGAGUCCACCAAAUAUUCCCAGUCCAAAUAUUAACAUGAGGAAGAGGCGCCAUGGAGAAGAAGAAAUUUACUAUAUUCCUGUCCGUGGUCGGGAGAACUUUGAGUUGCUGAUGAAGAUUAAAGACAGUUUGGAGCUGGUGGAGCUUGUGCCACAACCGCUGGUGGACUCCUACAGACAACAAACACAGCAGCAGCUUCUGCAGAGACCGAGCCAUAUAGCAUCCCCCUCCUCCUACUCUCCAGUGUCCAACAUGAACAAGCUUCAUACCCACGGAGGCCUCAACAAACAGUCCUCAGUUAACCAGCUGGUGGGGCAGCAGCACCAGCAACACCCCUCUGCCCCCAUCUCCAUAGCUCAUAUGGGUUCUAACAUGCUCAACAGCCACCACAUGCAGGGGAAUGGUGAUAUGAAUGGUGGCCACAACAGUCAGACUAUAGUGUCUGCCUCCCACUGCAGCCCACCCCCUCCAUAUAACCCUGACCCCAGCCUCGUCAGUUUUCUAACCAGUCUGGGCUGUCAGAACUUCAUUGAGUACUUCACCUCCCAAGGCCUCCAGUCUAUCUACCACCUCCAGACUCUCACCAUGGAGGAUUUAGCUGCACUGAAAAUACCGGAGCAAUUCCGCCUUGCAAUCUGGCGAGGUCUGCAGGACAUGAAACAAGUUGCUCCCCUCCAACUGCCUGCCUCCACUCAUCACCAUGACUAUCAUGGCCAGCAGCUCCUUCGCUCCAGCAGCAACAUGACUGCCUCUGCCAUGGCCGCCAUUGGGUCUGCCAGUGGGGAACUCCAACGUCAGCGCGUCAUGGAGGCUGUGCACUUUCGUGUCCGCCACACCAUCACCAUCCCCAACCGGGCAGGUGUUGUUGGGUCGUCAGGGAUGGCAACGGGUGCUGAUGAGUGGGCUGACUUUGGUUUUGAUAUGCCCGACUGCAAGCUGUCACGUAGCAAGCACUCCAUCAAGGAGGAGUUCAUGGAUAGUGAUGUUCAUUGAGCCUGAACAAAGUCUUUGGACCGUUUCUCCAAUACUUUUGUCAGCAUCAUCCUAUUUACAAAUUAAACACAUGUGGAUUGGGUCUCUGAAUGUUGUUUUAGGUGUUGAUGUCAUGUUUCAGUAGGGAUGGCCGGGUAUCGUUUGAAAUGUAUCGAUGCCGGUUCUGCUUAACGAUUCCGGUUCUUAUCAAUUCCCCGUUUCGAUUCAAAAAUUGUAAAAGAAAGAGGUCAAACGUUUAGAUAACAAACAUAUCUUUAUUCUUUUAAG
Gymnodraco acuticeps is the source of this 2394-nucleotide messenger RNA. RefSeq names its product tumor protein p73 (gene tp73). Bases 112 to 2127 code for a protein of 671 amino acids. Gene Ontology annotation, molecular function: DNA-binding transcription factor activity, RNA polymerase II-specific; RNA polymerase II cis-regulatory region sequence-specific DNA binding; protein binding. The transcript has 13 exons. Gene Ontology annotation, cellular component: nucleus. NCBI's taxonomy places the organism in Eukaryota, Metazoa, Chordata, Actinopteri, Perciformes, Bathydraconidae. The record is from RefSeq and is a predicted model, not a curated record. Gene Ontology annotation, biological process: protein tetramerization; apoptotic process; regulation of transcription by RNA polymerase II.